UCGGCUGUCAUCUCAGGUGAGAGACUAAUGGAGACUUAGAAGAUGAAGGUCGCACCACAGGUUGCCUUUAGCGGCUGCAUGGAGGCAAUCCUGGAGGCAGAGCCACCGGCGCUAAUUGUUUGAAGGAGGGAACCUACUGAAGCCUUCCUCCUCCUCAUCAUCUUUUGCUAUUACUCUCACUUCAUUGUUACUGUUAUUGUGUGUGGCGAACCCUGUUGAAGAUAAGAGUGAUUUGAUUGCAGGAACCCAGCUGCUGCUCAAUUUGUCUUGGUGAUUGCAGGGGCAAGGUGGAAGAUGUCUAACAACAUGGCCAAGAUUGCAGACGCAAGAAAGACAGUGGAGCAGCUGAAGCUGGAGGUCAACAUAGAGAGGAUGAUGAUAUCCAAAGCAGCAGCAGAACUGAUGUCCUACUGUGAAUCUCACGCUAAAGAAGACCCUCUGCUGACUCCUGUCCCUUCAUCGGAGAACCCUUUCAGAGAGAAGAAGAUAUUCUGUGUCAUACUCUAAUUCCUUAAAAAGUCGGCAGAAUACGUUUCUUUUGUGCAUUACUGUCUUUCUAAUUAAAUCAAUCUUGAGUGACUUUCCAGAUGCGAAUGAAUGAUCCGUCUUUUCGGCAUGACGUAGCGGCAAUAAAAUUUUAUUGAAAAAGA
Xiphophorus couchianus (Monterrey platyfish) is the source of this 650-nucleotide messenger RNA. It is a transcript of the gene gng8, whose product is annotated as guanine nucleotide binding protein (G protein), gamma 8. Bases 295 to 507 code for a protein of 70 amino acids. Gene Ontology annotation, molecular function: G-protein beta-subunit binding. NCBI's taxonomy places the organism in Eukaryota, Metazoa, Chordata, Actinopteri, Cyprinodontiformes, Poeciliidae. The record is from RefSeq and is a predicted model, not a curated record. Gene Ontology annotation, cellular component: heterotrimeric G-protein complex. Gene Ontology annotation, biological process: G protein-coupled receptor signaling pathway. The transcript has 3 exons.